GGCAAGCAGUCGCCAUUAUAGGCAUCAAACCAAUACGAAAGAUACCCCAGGCCGCCCAUUGCCCAAACGAACAUCUAUGGCCCUCUCGUCUUGCACUCUUACCCUCUCUCACUCUUCUUUACGCCGCCACGUACACAAAUACACCACCACUAUCCACCUCGCCCCUCCUCCGUCUCCUCCUCCUCACUGGAACUUGCCCAAUCCACCAGUACUUCCUUUCCGACGUCUCGUUUCCUUUCCUCCUUACAUUCCUUGCUCCUCCCUCAUUUCCGCCACCGCACCUCUACUUCAAGACGCCGGUGCCACGGCUACUGUACUUGCUGGUGCUUACAGUCUCGUUCGCACUUUUGAUACUCUCACUCAGCGAAAUCUCAUUCAACAGAGUUUGAGCAGAAAACUAGUUCAUAUACUUUCGGGCUUGCUUUUUGCUGCUUGCUGGCCUAUUUUCAGCACCUCAACACAGGCUCGCUACUUAGCUUCUGUAGUACCUCUUGUGAAUUGCUUAAGGCUUAUUGUAAAUGGCUUCUCUUUGGUUACUGAUGAAGGGCUCAUUAAAUCUGUUACUCGAGAAGGAAAUCCGCAGGAGUUGCUGAGAGGACCUUUGUAUUAUGUUUUGAUAUUGAUUUUGUGUGCUCUUGUUUUUUGGCGUGAGUCUCCAACUGGGGUGAUCUCUUUGGCCAUGAUGUGUGGUGGGGAUGGUGUGGCUGAUAUAAUCGGUAGAAGAUUUGGGUCAUUGAAGCUUCCUUACAAUCAACACAAGAGCUGGGCUGGUAGCAUAUCUAUGUUCAUCUGUGGCUUCUUGAUUUCUAUUGGGAUGCUGUUCUACUAUUCAGCCCUCGGAUAUUUCCAGUUGGAUUGGACAUGGACAAUUCAGAGAGUGGCUUUAGUGGCUUUAGUGGCAACUGUUGUAGAGUCCCUUCCAAUUACAGAGGUAGUAGAUGACAACAUAACUGUUCCUUUAGUAAGCAUGGUGGUAUCAAUGCUAAGCUUCGGUUACUAGCUAGCUUGGUCUAUGCAUCCAAGUCUUCUGCUGUCUGUGCUGUGUUUAAUCAUUCCAGCUCAUGUCUAUCAUUGCAAUGUAUUUUAUAGUCGUUUUUCUCUCUUCUAGCCAAGCAAUCAAAUAUCUUACCUUUUUUAUCGUAACAAGAAAAAUCCUCCUUUCUACUA
Molecule: messenger RNA, 1167 nt
Organism: Populus trichocarpa (black cottonwood)
Lineage: Eukaryota; Viridiplantae; Streptophyta; Magnoliopsida; Malpighiales; Salicaceae
Product: probable phytol kinase 1, chloroplastic
Exons: 5
Coding region: 77-1000 (307 amino acids)
Biological process (GO): vitamin E biosynthetic process
Cellular component (GO): chloroplast
Molecular function (GO): phytol kinase activity
Source: RefSeq, a predicted model, not a curated record